AUGGCGCGGAGAUCCGCGCCGCGGGGUGUGGAGGAUUUGUCCUCCCAGGUCUUAAUGCAGCCUCCUCUUCCUCCCGGGAGUCGCCGUUUUACGACCGAGUCCCCCGGGCGCCUCGCCGCCGGGGGCUGGUGGGCGGCGGCGCGCGCGGGGCUGGCGGGUUCGCCGUACCGAGGUUUUCGUACUAACCGGGUCUCCUCUCUCUUUUCCGCCCAGGAUCGCCACGACGCGAGCAGCAAUGGGAACCCGCGCAUCCCCCACCUGUCCUCGGCCGGCCAGCACCUCUACAGCCCCGCGCCGCCCCUGUCGCACACGGGCGUCUCCGAGUACCAGCCGCCGCCCUACUUCCCGCCGCCCUACCAGCAGCUGGCUUACUCGCAGUCGGCCGAUCCCUACUCGCACCUGGGCGAAGCCUACGCCGCCAUCAACCCUCUGCACCAACCUGCGCCCACCGGCAGCCAGCAGCAGGCCUGUGCCUACCGCCGCUCCGAGCUGCUGCUGCCGCACCCGCACGCCCUCGACGCCGCGGGCCUGGCCGAGAACCUGGGGCUGCACGACGUGGCGCACCAGAUGGAGGAGGUGCAGAAUGUGGACGACCAGCAUCUUCUCCUCCACGACCAGACCGUCAUCCGCAAAGGCCCCAUCUCCAUGACCAAGAACCCACUGGGUCUGCCGUGUCAGAAGGAGCUGGUGGGGGCUGUGAUGAACCCCAGCGAGGUCUUCUGUUCUGUCCCGGGAAGAUUGUCCCUCCUCAGUUCCACAUCCAAAUACAAAGUGACGGUGGCCGAAGUGCAGCGGCGGCUCUCCCCACCCGAGUGCUUGAACGCCUCGCUCUUGGGAGGCGUGCUCAGAAGAGCCAAGUCCAAAAAUGGAGGACGAUCUCUGAGGGAGAAGUUAGACAAGAUCGGUCUGAACCUUCCAGCAGGGAGACGGAAAGCUGCUCACGUGACCCUGCUGACAUCUUUGGUGGAAGGUGAGGCUGUUCAUUUGGCACGGGACUUUGCCUAUGUCUGUGAAGCUGAGUUUCCCAGUAAGCCUGUGGCAGAGUAUUUAACUAGACCUCACCUCGGAGGACGGAAUGAGAUGGCAGCGAGGAAGAGUAUGCUCCUCGCAGCACAGCAAGUGUGUAAAGAAUUCACAGACCUCCUCAAUCAGGACCGAACCCCCAAUGGGAACAGCAGGCCCACUCCAGUGUUAGAGACGAGCAUACAGAACUGCCUGUCUCACUUCAGCCUAAUUACCCACGGCUUCGGCAGCCAGGCCAUCUGCGCAGCCGUGUCCGCGCUACAAAACUACAUCAAAGAAGCCUUGAUGGCCAUAGACAAAUCCUACAUGAGCCCCGGAGACCAGAGCCCGGCGGAUUCCAAGAGCCUGGAGAAAAUGGACAAGCACAGGAAGUGACCGGCGGGGACAGAGGACCAGAGAGUGGGGAAGGGAAGGGACCGCGAGGCCCUGUCCCCCCACUCGGACACACUAGGACCCCUCUGGCCCCGGGGGAAGAGUGUUCUGCUGUUGUUUCCCUUUUUGCCUACCUUGCUGUCAGAAAAGCCUCCCCUUGUUUCCGGAUGCCAGCCCUCUCCACCCGCUUGCCCCAUGUCAGGUGGCGUAGCAGGCUGAAGUCUCUCACUUCGGAUAUACAGUCUACCCAGUGCAAGGCGCCAGGCACUGGGGGUUUUGUUUUUGUUUUUUUG
This is a messenger RNA of Dipodomys ordii (Ord's kangaroo rat), 1688 nucleotides long. It is a transcript of the gene Tfap2c, whose product is annotated as transcription factor AP-2 gamma (activating enhancer binding protein 2 gamma). Lineage: Eukaryota; Metazoa; Chordata; Mammalia; Rodentia; Heteromyidae. Gene Ontology annotation, biological process: regulation of transcription by RNA polymerase II; regulation of cell population proliferation; anatomical structure development. The record is from RefSeq and is a predicted model, not a curated record. Gene Ontology annotation, cellular component: nucleus. The transcript is spliced from 7 exons. The coding region runs from base 1 to 1398 and encodes 465 amino acids. Gene Ontology annotation, molecular function: DNA-binding transcription factor activity, RNA polymerase II-specific; RNA polymerase II transcription regulatory region sequence-specific DNA binding.